This is a messenger RNA of Plectropomus leopardus (leopard coralgrouper), 1805 nucleotides long. RefSeq names its product RAB GTPase activating protein 1-like 2 (gene rabgap1l2). The record is from RefSeq and is a predicted model, not a curated record. NCBI's taxonomy places the organism in Eukaryota, Metazoa, Chordata, Actinopteri, Perciformes, Serranidae.
UUCACCUGACGCUGUGAGAACGUGGCUUUUACUGCUACACAUUAACGUGUUUUAAGUUACCUGUGGGAGUAUCUCUCUCUAAGUUAGUCACCUUUGGACCUUAAGCUGAGUUUAAUUGUCUCGGGACGACUUGGACUUUAUCCUGAUUAUUUCCUGUUUACGCUCACAUGCUGGAUUAACUCCUCGCCUGCAUCAUCGUAGCUAAAAACAACUACAUAUACCUCUGAGAGAGAGAAUAUUUUAGCCUGGCAGCGUGUCCAACACUCCUGGAGGAUUUUCUCAGUUAGUUUGGAAUUUGAUGCUUUACCUGUACAGGCUGUAAUUGUUUUUGUGAGUGUUUGCAGCUCCCGGGGCUGCAUAUUAGGGCAAGAUGAUGGAAGAGGUGUCCAUGACGAUGGCGUAUGAUGCCCACGUUAUGGACCAGAUGAGCGAAGAGGAGAUCCUAGCCUGUCUGGUGGAUGAAACAGAACCUAAAUUCACAGUCCCAACGAAGAAAGCUAAACUGGGGGAGAGCAGGCUUCAGAUAAUAGACGAUGAAGAAGAAUACCUGAAGGAGAACCGUCGGCUGCAGCAGGCCAGCCUCCGUCUGGAGCAGGAGAACGACAACCUUGCCCACAGACUGAUCACCAGCAAGGUCGCCCUGAGGAACGCUUUGGACAAGGCGGAGGACAGAGUGGACGAACUCACCAAAGACCUUUUCCAGACCCGCAAGCGACUGCAGGCCACAGAAGAGGAGAAGAGAGGGAAAGAGGAGGAAGCUGCAGUGGCGAAGGAAGUGUUUCGGAGAGAGCUGGAGAAGGCUGAGCAGGAAGUCAGGAGGUCGACGGGUGUCAUUGCGGAUUACAAACAGAUCUGCUCUCAGCUGACAAACCGUCUGGAGAGGCAGCAGGCCGCCCACAGAGAGGAGUUGGAGUCACUUAAGAGCGCAGUGAAGGCCUGCUCGCUCUGUCGACACGUCGUGGAAUCAGACGAACCGUCCGCCACAGCUCAGAAGUCUCCGACGGCAGCAGCAACAGAAGGUCGCGGAACGUCUGAACUAGGCCGGGAGGAGGACAGCAAGGGUCUCAGAAAGGCAGAGCAGAGAGGAGACGACCAGGAGAAGGAGUCCCUCAAGACCCAGAUCAGGGAUCUGGAACAGGAGUUGGCCAAGACCAAACUCCAGAUGGUAGAGGCCAAGUGCAAGAUCCAGGAGCUGGAGCACCAGAAAGGAAUCCUGGCUAACGAUCUGCAGGAAGCAAAGAACAGCUGGAUCAGCAAGGCCUUCACCUCCCUGCGGACCUCCAGCGCAGGAGGACUUGACAGUAUUAGCAUACCCAGAGAUGGAGCUCUCAGUGGGUUGGGCUGGAACCUCCACAGUGGCUCCCUCUCUGGAUGGACCACCAAGAUGCUGUCGUGGCCUCACAGAGACCAUCGAGAAAACGUCUGAUAGCUUAUGAUCACUUUAAAGUGGACUCAGUAGAAAGAUCAGACCUCAGAGUAUUAACCCACAUUGUUAUAUGCCAGUAUGUAGCCAAUACUGUAGCUGCUAUUUCCUGUUUUGUGCGCUAGAGGGAAGCCUUGAGCACAAAACAAGACGAGGAGAGUACCUGAAGGCACAAGCAGGUGCUGUCAGACAGGCGUCAUCUUGUCUCUGCACCACUUUCCAACAACUUUAUCCUCUCAUGAAGUUCAUUUUUAUAUUUGCACCCAAAUCCAUGCGCCAGUCCAAUCAAGUUUUUUGUACGUAAUUCUUUUUACUGCUGUAUUUCUUAUGUCUUUAUUUGUUAACAAUUUGAAUCCAAUAUUAAAGCAAAGUAUGACACAAA